AUGUCUCUAUCAUCCUCGUCGACCCGCCCACUGGCCUGUAUAAAGCAAGCAAUUGGGCAAUGUCGAGCCGGAAAGCAACAACACCGCCGCUAUGCCGCCGCAGCAGCAGCACCAGACUCCGCCUAUCCGUCCCUUCAGACAAAGUACCCACCACCACCUCCCGGCUUCCGCACCUCGCAGACCACUAACCAGAAUCGCUUCGAAACCGGGCUCAGACGCAUCCCCACCGUCCCCCCACCCCGCAGCACCACCAAACUCUGCCCGGACCCUAUCCAAGCCCUAACAACCACCCAGCUCCUCACCCUCGACCCCACCGGCGCCCGUACCCGCCUCUUUUCCCCUUUCAACCCCGAACGCGUCCAAGUAGGCGAUAUCCUGCUUUUCCGCCUCAAAACGGGCGAUCCCGUGAGCGGCAUCGUGCUGAACGUCCGACAACGCCAUCAACCGAUCGAUACAGCUGUGUUGAUUAGGAACAAUUUGACGAGGGUGGGGGUGGAAAUGUGGUUUAAAGUGUACUCGCCAAGCGUGGAGGGGAUAGAAGUGGUGAAGCGGGCGGAGAAGAGGGCUAGGAGGGCGAAGUUAUACUUUCUUAGGGAGAAGAGGCAUGAUCCUGGUUCUGUGGAGGGAGUGGUCAAGCAGUAUUUGAGGGCUAGGCAGGGUGGGGUUAUGAACGUGAGGGAGGGGCAGAAGGGAGGGAAGGGUGGGAAGAAGGGCAAGCGCUAG
Molecule: messenger RNA, 723 nt
Organism: Recurvomyces mirabilis
Lineage: Eukaryota; Fungi; Ascomycota; Dothideomycetes; Mycosphaerellales; Teratosphaeriaceae
Exons: 2
Coding region: 1-723 (240 amino acids)
Biological process (GO): translation
Cellular component (GO): mitochondrial large ribosomal subunit; ribosome
Molecular function (GO): structural constituent of ribosome
Source: RefSeq, a predicted model, not a curated record